CGCACGCCCCCUACGAUCAGCCGGCCAUAAUGGCGAGUCCACAGCCCAGCAACAACAACGCCAACAGCACAAGCAACAAUCAAAAUAACGGUCAAAGUGGCAAUAUAAGUGGCAAUAGUACAAGUAGGCCACCUGAGGGUGAACAGCAUAGUGUUGCAAUAUUAACAACAACAAACAGCACAAAUAAUUGCAAACACAAUUGCAACAACGUCAACGCCGAAGAACACUUGGCGGAGGUGCUGGUUAUGCCGGUGAAUGACACAAAAGCGAUUACAGCAACAACAACAGCAGCAGUUAUAGAAAGACCAACUGUGGCGGAGGCCACUAAGAGCCGCGCCAACACAACUGAUGAGAGCCAUGAAGCCGGCAUAAACAGCUGGAACUGUGGCAAUGCGGCAAAUGCGGCAACAACUGCAAGCGAGGCCAACACAAUGGUCGGGGUACGAAGUACGGCUGCCACUGCACCAAUUGCGCAAGAGGAAGACGACGCCGAGGAGGUUUGGUAUUCCGGGGAGGAGGAUGGUGACCCCGAUGUGGAGUUGGCAGAAAAACAACGGGAAAGUUGCUGCUGUUUGGUCAAUGACAACGAACAGUGUUGCCAAGUCGAUAUCGAUUUGAAUAUUAAUUCAGUUACAACAACAACAGUGGCGACAACAGAGAAACCAAUGCAGCGCAGCAAAUCGCGCGUGCGUACAUACUUGAAGCGGUGCAAGGAUCGGCUGACGGGUCAGCAUCAACAGGCGGUCGCAAAUACAACGAAUUCUACAGCAGCAACAACAACAACCGUCAGCAAAACGUAUGUGCAAGAUGAAAAGUGCCAAGAAUCGAUUGGCGUUGUGGUGUCGAGUACAGCGCGCAGCCCAAGCACCCAGCAAUUCUCCGCUCUCGAAGAAAAAAAGGAUGAAGAAAAGGAGGCAGAGGGGGCGUAUGAGGAAGUUGAGAAUAAGGCGUGUACCACUACAUUAAUUGCCACAACCGACCGACAGGGCGGCGCAGUAGCGCACACGCUAUUUUCACCAAUUGCGAUGGUCGUGGAGGAAGAGCGCACGGCGGGAGAGGAGGCGUCAUUGGGGCCAGACAAAGAAGCGCACUUAACAAGCGAACAAUCGGUGUUGGCUUACGAUGAUAUUGACUUCAGUUCGCCGUCACCGUCAGUGUUGAUGGACAGCGGUAGUUCGAAUGUCAGUGCUGACCAGCAACAACAACAACAUCCGACACUGUUGACCUCUGCUAAGCACAAGCGCGACGCCCUCACUUUGGCGGCCGCUGAAGUUGAAGUCCAAGUUGAUGACUCGGCUGAUUUAACUGUCGAACAAGAGACAAGACAGAUGCAACAAAAAUGUCAACAACAGAUACAAAGUGACAGCCUGCAAACUGGCAAGCUAAAGUGCUCAACCGUUGCCGCUGAUGGCGGUAGAAGAAAAUUGCUACAACAACAAACACAGCAACAACAGUCGCUCAUGAAUAUCAGCAGCAGCUGUCCGCCACUUGUCAAGGAGGAACAAUUAGCUUGCGCUAUACAUAUGGACUCGGGCACCGCUGCGCUGAUUGACAAACACCUCGCCGCCAUUUAUCCUGUCUAUAAGGCGUGUACACGCUCGAUUCUAAUUCGGCAAGCCCGCGAUUUACUCGUCUGUUCCUAUCUCGGCUGCUUGCAGUCGUUCGAAAUGGAAUUCCUAUGCAAAUUUGCCGAAAUUGCUGCUGAGCUGCGGCAACGGCAUGCCGUCGGUGUGGUGAGUAAUCUACUCGAUAUGUGUUUGGGAUUCUGACCUAAGCGCAACACUAAAGUUAAAUAAUUGACAUAACAGCUGUUGUGAUUGGGUAAUCUGGCCAAAAUAGACAGUAAUUGGUAUGUGUAGGAAUCUUAUAGACAGUAAUAUACUCGAAAAGUUGUAUAUUAAAUUGAUAUUGUAUAAUUUUUGGUUUUCAGCACCAAGAUUUUAGAAAUUAGUGAACAUUAAGUUAGAGUAAAAGCUCGAGUCAUUAUAAAAAUUGUGAUAACGCUAGUUAAACCAAAGGGAAGUAAGAAAAUUUUGUAGAACAUAUAUAAAUGAGAAAAACUAUAUUAAUAAAGUAAGGAAGUGCUUAAUUCGAGCGAGACCAAAACUGAAAGCUUUUAAGAAUUUGUGUAUGAAAAUAUUCUCUAAAAUGCAUUAAUGCGGUAAUAAUGUUAUCAAUUAAGGGGUUAGGUGUUG
Bactrocera oleae (olive fruit fly) is the source of this 2195-nucleotide messenger RNA. NCBI's taxonomy places the organism in Eukaryota, Metazoa, Arthropoda, Insecta, Diptera, Tephritidae. The record is from RefSeq and is a predicted model, not a curated record.